Molecule: messenger RNA, 3061 nt
Organism: Girardinichthys multiradiatus
Lineage: Eukaryota; Metazoa; Chordata; Actinopteri; Cyprinodontiformes; Goodeidae
Exons: 13
Coding region: 3-2618 (871 amino acids)
Source: RefSeq, a predicted model, not a curated record
CUAUGAUGGCCUCCAGAGUGCUGCUCCUUCUUCAGCUGCUCCUGCUGACCUCCCUGGUCUCGGCAUCUCAUCACUGGGGAGGAGCCAUGAACUUUGCCUACAAAGGUAGAAACCCGGAUGGAACAUAUAAGCUGUCCCUCCGAAUUAAAAGUACUUAUGAUGCCUGUUAUUACUACCACUACUGGUACUGUUAUGAUGGGAACUGUGGCUAUGCAAACACUCGAACUACAAAUCAAAUCGACACAAGCACCAACGCACCAAUAUACGAAAGUCAAUGGUGCGAAACAGAAACUAUUGAGACAUGGAACCUCCCAACUGACAAACCACUUAAGCUCAGGUCAGCUAGCUGCUGCUGGAUCUCAACACGUAACUCAGUUUCUAAUUGGAACUUUGAUUCCCUCGUGGAUUUUGGAGCAAGAUCAGACACAAGACAACCAAAUAAAUCACCUCAGACUGCUAUUGUUCCAUUCUUAAGAGUUCCUCAGAACUGCCCGAGAACAUACAAGUUGGCUGCCUUUGAUCCAGAUGGUGAUAGAGUCCGCUGCAGGUAUGGAAAUCUCCAAGGAUAUGAAUGUGACAAUUGCCAUCUCCCUUCAGGCUUCCAGCUUGACCAGGAUUCUUGCACAUUACACUACCAGCAAACCAAUUAUGACUACAGUGUCUUUGGUUUUGAGAUGGUGGUAGAAGACUACCCACGUACAACUAUUGAUUUGUUCUAUUCUGAUGGAUCAAGUGCUCGCAAGUAUCCACUGCUUUCAAGGAGCAAGAGACAAGCCUCAGUUAAUUUUACAACUCCCUCAUGGUGGUGGUGGACAACCACUGCACCUCCGACUACUACUGCACAACCCAAUCCAUGGUGGUGGUGGUCAACCACUGCACCUCCGACUACUACUGCACAACCCAAUCCAUGGUGGUGGUGGUGGUCAACCACUGCACCUCCGACUACUACUGCACAACCCAAUCCAUGGUGGUGGUGGACAACCACUGCACCUCCGACUACUACUGCACAACCCAAUCCAUGGUGGUGGUGGUGGUCAACCACUGCACCUCCGACUACUACUGCACAACCCAAUCCAUGGUGGUGGUGGACAACCACUGCACCUCCGUCUACUACUGCACAACCCAAUCCAUGGUGGUGGUGGUCAACGACAACAACCCCUGCACCCAGAACUACUGUGUCCAGGAGCACACACAAUGUGAUCGAUACUCCCCUUAGUAAGCAACCUCUGCAGUUCUCUUUUCUAGUGGAUCCACCUGUUUCCUCCUGUCAGGAGGGACUCUUCCUGCCUCAGCUUGUGGCUCCAACACCUGCAGAUGGUAGCCGGAUCAUGGCGGAGGUCAACAAAGAGGUGGCGAUCAGAGUCAAAGCGCAGGCAAUGCAUUCCACUAUCCAAGACAUCAUCUUCAGCGGACCAUCAAACGUCACCAAGCACAGGGACAUUAACAACCACUUUGUCAUCCGAUGGACACCAGUUGAAGAUGAUCUGGGAGAUCAAUACCCGAUCUGCUUUGCAGUGGAAUCAGUGAGCGGAUCUUCCUACUUUCAGUCUGAGAUGAGGUGUGUUCUUGUGGAAAUCCGGAAGAAACAAAUUGAAGCCACAGUGACCUGCACUGAAUCCACAAUGAAGGUGGAGGUUGAAAAAGCUUCCUUCUUUGGACUCCAAGAGGAUCAUCUUCGCCUCAGUGACCCCAGUAACACCAUCUGCAGCCUUGACAGGCUCUCCAACAGCACUCACAUAGUCGCCAUCAUUCCUCUCAACGGCUGUGGUACUCAGAUCGAGGAAGAUGAAGAUAACCUCAUUUUUAAGAAUGAGAUCACCACAACGGAUGAUGCCCCGAACACACUGAUCACCAGGAAGCAUCUGUUGGAGGCCCGGUUCUACUGCCAGUACCCCAAACGGGGCAAUGUGACCGUGAGCUUCUCAGCGCAUAGAAAGAACAUCACGGUGUGGGAGAAAGGUUUUGGCACGUUCACCUACCAGUUCGAAUUCUACCAGGAUGACCAGUUUGGAGCCAUGUUCGACCCAAACUCAUACCCUCUGGAGUUUGACAUCGGAAACAGGAUUUACAUGCAGAUAGACGCCAGCUCCUCCGUCAACGACACCGUGAUGUUUGUGGAGUCCUGCAGAGCUGCGCCAUAUGACAACCCCAACUACCAGCCAACCUACUCCAUCAUUGAGAACGGGUGCGAAGUUGACCCGACUGUGCAGAUCCACCCCACCCCCAACGACAGACAGUUCAGGUUCAGCAUGGAGGCCUUCAAGUUCAUUGGGUUGCAUGAUCAGGUGUACAUCAGCUGCACAGUUAUGAUGUGUGAAGCAGGGAACCCCAACACAAGGUGCUCGCAGGGAUGCAUCAACUCCCCAUGGUCCAACAACUUAGGCCGCAGAAAGAGAGAGGCUACGGUCGAGAGCGGAAAGCACUUAAUUUCCCAGGGUCCUCUGCGUUUAAGGCGUGCAGCAGACCCCAGAGGAGGCUCAGCAUUCAACCUGAACCUGAACCUGGUGUUAGUUGCUGGAUGUCUUCUUCUUGCUGUUGGGAUGGUCUGUGGUGUGAUCAUCUACAGAACCAAAACCUCCAGGGCCAAAUAUCAGCCUCUGCGCUCAUAUGAGAACUAAAACUGUAGCGUCUGCCAGGCUGCUUGGAUUAUUAGCAUGUGGGAUUCUGGGUGAUUUAUAAUAACGUCUUUUUAAUAUCUAAUAAAGAUGCUAAUAGCUGUGCUGUGUUUAUUUAACAGCUGCUUUUGUUGAUGCUAAAAUAGAAGAAAAUCCAUCUGAAAUAUGUAGUUUUCGAUUAAAAUGGAGGAAAGUUCCUCACUUAGCACUGCAGCUGCUGAGUUUCUGUUCUGUGAUGAAUAUUUACUUUUUUCUCCUGUUCUGUAUUACAUUAUGGUAUGAAGAAGGUAGCACAGAUGAACAUUUUGUUUCUGGUUUGUUAUAAUCAGCCAGCUUUGAACAAAUUUAUGUUAUUACUGUAGGGGUCUAUUUUUGAGUUAUCUUUUUAUUUUGCUCUUGUGUGUGUAAAGGUGGACUUAAUAAAAAUACUCAUGUUGUAUGUGAAA